CUCUGGCUGAAGGUGGUUCCCCUCCGAUGAGGAGAGGAGAGCUUGGCGAGCUGAAACCCGAGCUCCUGCUCCGCUGGGGCUUGGGGAGGUCCCUGUAAGAGCCGCCUGCCCGCUGGCCUGCCUUGGUCCCUGGUCUCGCCCCAGCAGUUACUCCGCCACCGGCACUGGCUGCGGGAGCAAUGGAGCUGGGCUGGUGCGCGAAAUUGGGGCUCACUUUCCUGCAGCUCCUUCUCAUCUCAUCUCUGCCGAGAGAGUACACAGUCAUUAAUGAAGGCUGCCCUGGAGCUGAGUGGAAUAUCAUGUGUCGGGAGUGCUGUGAAUAUGACCAGAUCGAAUGCGUCUGUCCUGGGAGGAAGGAAGUCGUGGGCUACACCAUCCCGUGCUGCAGGAAUGAAGAGAAUGAGUGUGAUUCCUGCCUCAUCCACCCGGGCUGUACCAUCUUUGAAAACUGCAAGACCUGCCGGAAUGGCUCCUGGGGAGGAACCCUGGAUGACUUCUACGUGAAGGGGAUCUACUGUGCAGAGUGCCGGGCGGGCUGGUACGGAGGAGACUGCAUGCGAUGUGGCCAGAUCCUGCGAGCCCCGAAGGGUCAGAUUUUGCUGGAGAGCUACCCCCUCAAUGCUCAUUGCGAGUGGACCAUUCACGCCAAGCCUGGCUUUAUCAUCCAGCUCAGGUUUGUCAUGUUGAGCCUGGAGUUUGACUACAUGUGCCAGUAUGACUAUGUCGAGGUCCGUGACGGGGACAACAGUGACGGCCAGAUCAUCAAGCGUUUCUGUGGCAACGAGCGGCCAGCUCCCAUUCAAAGCACCGGCUCCUCGCUCCAUGUCCUCUUCCAUUCAGAUGGCUCCAAGAAUUUCGAUGGUUUCCAUGCCAUUUUUGAGGAGAUCACAGCCUGUUCCUCAUCUCCUUGUUUCCAUGAUGGCACUUGUGUCCUUGUGCAAACUGGAUACUACAAAUGUGCCUGCCUGGCAGGUUACACUGGGAAGCAGUGUGAAAACCUCCUUGAAGAAACAAACUGCUCGGACCCUGGGGGCCCAGUCAAUGGGUACAAGAAAAUAACAGGAGGCCCUGGGCUUAUCAAUGGGCAUUCUGCAAAAAUUGGCACAGUCUUGUCCUUCUUUUGUAACAACUCGUAUGUUCUCAGUGGCAAUGAGAAGAGAACAUGCCAGCAGAAUGGAGAGUGGUCAGGGAAGCAACCCAUUUGCAUAAAAGCCUGCCGAGAACCGAAGAUCUCAGACCUGGUGAGGAGAAGAGUUCUUCCAAUGCAGCUUCAGUCAAGGGAGACACCCUUGCACCAGCUGUACUCGUCAGCCUUCAGCAAGCAGAACCUGCAGGGCGCCCCCACCAAGAAGCCAGCCCUCCCCUUUGGAGACCUGCCCCCUGGGUACCAGCAUCUGCACACCCAGCUCCAAUACGAGUGCAUCUCACCCUUCUAUCGCCGCCUGGGCAGCAGCCGGAGGACAUGUCUCAGGACCGGGAAGUGGAGCGGGCGUGCCCCAUCCUGCAUCCCUAUCUGUGGGAAAACUGAGAACGUCACUACUCCCAAGACCCAGGGGACACGCUGGCCGUGGCAGGCGGCCAUCUACAGAAGGGCCAGCGGGAUGCACGGUGGCAGCCUACACAAGGGCACGUGGUUCCUGGUCUGCAGUGGCGCCUUGGUGAAUGAGCGCACAGUGGUGGUGCCUGCCCACUGUGUGACUGAGUUGGGGAAGGUCACCGUGAUCAAGACAGCAGACCUCAAAGUCGUCCUGGGGAAGUUCUACCGGGAUGACGAUCGGGAUGAGAAGACCAUCCAGAGUCUGCGGAUUUCUGCAAUCAUUCUGCAUCCCAACUACGACCCCAUCCUGCUGGACGCCGACAUCGCCAUCCUGAAGCUCCUUGACAAGGCCCGCAUCAGCACCCGCGUCCAGCCCAUCUGCCUCGCAGCUGCUCGGGACCUCAGCGCCUCCUUCCAGGAGGCUCGCAUUACUGUGGCUGGCUGGAAUGUCCUGGCAGACGUGAGCAGCCCUGGCUUCAAGAACGACACGCUGCGCUCGGGGGUCGUCAGGGUGGUGGACUCACUGCUGUGUGAGGAGCAGCACGAAGACUAUGGCAUCCCCGUGAGUGUCACGGACAACAUGUUCUGCUCCACCUGGGAUCCAAAUGCCCCUUCCAACAUCUGCACGGCAGAGACAGGGGGCAUCGGGGCUGUGUCCUUCCCGAGCCGGGCGUCCCCCGAGCCGCGCUGGCAUCUGGUGGGGCUGGUCACCUGGAGCUAUGACAAAACCUGCAGCCACAGCCUCUACACGGCCUUCACCAAGGUGCUGCCUUUUAAAGACUGGAUAGAGCGGAACAUGAAGUGAGCUGCAGGCCACAGAGCGCCUUUUCCACGCUUCCAUCUGGAUAUGUGUGUGUAAAGCAGCGUGGCCCUGAUGUACGAUUUUGCCCACAAAUUGGGCUGUGCCCGGGGAUCUGAGUUCAGGGACAAAACUCAGCAGAGGGGGAGUAGAGCUCCCUUCUGGUAAGCCACGGCCUCCCGGACAUCUCGACCAUAUAGAAGAUGCUGUGGCUUGUAAGAAACGUUUCUGCACAAAAGACUGUAUGAAUAGCUCAGUAAACGUCCCCCAGCCGCCUGCUGACCUGGUGGCCUUCCCUUCUGCCCGUCAGUGCUGAGAAUGUCACGGUCAGUUCUGCUGGAAAGAGGCAGGGGCUUCACGAGGGCUCUUCCAAGGCUCCAGCCAGACCAAGUUCCAGAGUCACCCGCAGGCCAGCCCCUGCCAGCCUACUCAGAUGUGGCCGGGCCUCGAACACACCACCUCGGUCAACGUGUUCUCUCCUUUCUAGUCCCCUGUGCACCUUUUAAUAAGACGCAGGUUGACUUCUGACCUACAGAGAAGAUUGCUACGACUCUGCUUCCUCUUUGCCCCUUCUCUCAGCUACACAUCAGGUUGAUGGUUUGGGGACAGCUCUUUAAAAUAGAUCCCAUAGGUGCCACCCAUAGGUGGCCUCCUAUCAUGCACUUGACAAAGCUGAUGCCACCUUUUCAGUGCCAGCCCUUGCAGUUUGCUGGGUCAUGGGCUGGGGGAGAUAGACUUGGGGGCACCAUCUGAUAAGGCACAAAUGGAGGAAAAUACCAGGGAUUCCAUGAUUUCUAGGGUGCUCUGGCUCUUGUGUUCUCGAUCUAGCACAAACUGCUUUGAGCCUCUGUGAAACUUUGAUAUAUUUUCAUAGAUUCUUCUGUUGGCUCACACGAGAUUGAGACAUACAACAAAACUAUAGGUUCACUGUUUUCCAUAACUUGUGUGCUUUUCCAUUCAAGCCCCACUCCUGACUGCUUGAAUAGCAGAGGAAAAAAUGAACUCAAUCCAAUCCUAUCCCUGCAGUGAUCUCUUUUCAGUCAGAUGGCUUUUUUUUUUUUUUUUUGGAGGGUGGGGUGGACUCCUACUUUUAUUCUUUAUGCCCUACUCUACUCACCGGUUUUCUUCUCUCCAAUGUCACAUGGAGGCUCCGGUGACUCCAAGCACCGGGUCACAGCAUGCUCCACUGCCUCUGGCUCUUGGGUGUGUGUGCUGGGUCUUUCCCAUUCCUGGGUGUUUUGCUGACAUUGACAUUGGGCGUAACUUGUGCCAUUUCCUCUGCUUCCCUGGGGCGCAGUGACUUACCGUGCUGACGUGGCUCCUCUGCAGCCCUGGCUGGCACUGGCCCGCUUGAGAUCUGGGGGUGACUCUUCUGUCACCCUGCUUUGAGUCACUUGGCCUCAUUGUGACAGUGAUGACUUUCCCUGGCGGCUACCCAAUCAGACUCUUGGUGACCUCCUCCUGCUCCCUUGAGGGCUUCUGGGAACUUCUUGGUCUUUUCCAGACAUCAUGAGGGCAAGAGCGUAGGGUUGGCAUGAGGUAUUCUGGGAGACAUUUGGCUUUCUUAGAUUAGACCCAACCAGGAAUAUGCUCUUUCUUCAGCCUAUUGGAGAGGACUCUGUCCUAAGACAGAGGUCAGGAUGUUUGUUUCUCAACCUGCCUCUCCAUCUCUGUAUCUUUACAUAAUUCCUCAGCCAGAAGGAAAUUUCUGGUACUUUCUCUUUUUGUCAGGCUUUCUUGGGGCUUUCCAUAGUUCUCCUCCUCCUCCUUUUACCCCCCACUCCAACCUACCUGCCACCACCUCAUAAAUUAGUUUUCAACUCCUAAGUAACGAUCACUCAGUAUCAUCUGAAACAAGAAAUGUUUAUUGACUUGCAGUUUCAGUGGGUCAAGAAUUGGGGAGCUGAGGUCAACAUAGGUUGCUCAAGAGGUUAUCCAGAGCUGCGGUCAUCCCAAGCCUUACUGGUGCUAAAACAUUGGAUACAAUGCAUAUUGGUCAAGUCGCUCAAGAUUUUCUUCAUUUUUUUAAGCUUAGAAGGUUGGAUCUUGAGAUGUAUAAGGGAAGUAAGAUCAAUGAGAUGUAAAUUAAAAUUCCUGACCUUGGGCAGAUCAUCUAACCUCUCCAGCUUGGUUAUGUCAACUGUUAGGUUGACAAACUGUCCUUUGUAGACUACGGGGAUAGGGUGUGCUUGAGUAGUGAGUGUGGUAUAGUAACAAAGUAACAAUUCUAAAGGGGGAUCCAUUAGAUUCUAAAACUCAACUAUGUAAAUCAAUGUUAACUUAAUAACAUAAAUUAUUAAUAAUAAAGUUGGAAUAGUAAUUAAAAAAAGAUAAAAUGUCUUCCACCAGUUCAAAAGCAAAAAAAAAAAAAAUCUAUCCUCUGUGAUGAUGGAGAUAGUGAGUAAGGCAAUGAACAUAGUGCCUGGCAUAUCGGGUGCUGCCCAUGGUACCUGGCAGGGUUGGGACUGGCUAGCUGGGCUUCUGCCUCUGUAGGGACAUCUCUGCUGGGUACCUGUGCUUCAUCCUCUGGCUCUGUCCUAAUGCCUCAUCUGGCCAUCAUGUUCCUUUCUUUCUCGACACUCUCUACCAUUCAGUGUCAUUUUCUAUCCUUGCCACACCACUCAGAUUGGGCUCACAUUUAUGUCAUUUCAGCUAUGACUUUGAUCCCUUCAGAAGCAGAAUCUGGCCCCAACUCCAAUGACAUCAUCUCUGCUGCUUGACCCCAUAGCUGUUUGCUUCUCUCUCUAGUCUUUCCUCCCCCAGCACUGCUCAGUAUACAAACACUCAGACACACAACACCAAGACUGCAAUAGGACAAGAGAGUCAGAUGAUCAGAAAGGAGUCUGCCGCUUGGCCCCGUCUGGCUGCUAUGGGAAAGCAGCCCAUCUCCCUUCGUACCUUGGUCCUCGCAAACCUCUCAUCCCAGGGAAGAGACACCACCUUUCCACUGGAUAUCUGGAGGAUUUAUUAUCCUAGGUUUUUUCAGAGAGUCAGGGCCCAGAAAAGUCAUCUAGAAUAAAGGGUUACAAUGGUCACAGUCAGUGGUGGGCACUGGUGGAGAAGUCUUUGUGAGGCUCUUGCCUUUGCAUCUGGUGUUGAACCUGAAAUUAACCAAGCUAGCAGUUGUGAAGGAGAGCUGGAUGUGAAGUUGGCAGAGCCAGGACAAACUGGGACCCUCAAGGACAAGUGGAAACCCACGUUUGUCUCUUAUCAUCCCCAAUUUCAGUGAUAUGAGAGGCCUGUGGGAGAAGAUGAUGCCCUUUGCAGGUAGCUGUGCACAUCAGGUCCAGGAUAUCAGAGAAACCAUGAGGAUUUCUAGCAAGGGCUGGAUUUGCUGUGCUCCUGGGUGCUGUUCCCAUCCAGCCAGGGGAGCUAACAGAUCGGUGACAUUGUGCAGGAACUGCCACGGUGCUUGAUGCGUGCUGUCAGCCUUUAGAGCACAAUGAACACUGCCGCUUCACUCCCGGUCUCGGCACUCAUGUAAGUUUCUCAUGUGCCCACUCUGGCUUGGAGCCAUACAGUGAAGGGAAUUCUGCAGAGUUCCAGCUUCCCAGAAGAGUUAGCUUCUAAUUUCUUUUGUAAUGUUUUUUAUUUUUAAGACACAUGCAGCCCCCAAACAUCCAAUAUUCUCUCAGUGAGGUCGUGGUCCCAGGGAGCUGGUCUGAUGCUCAGGACUAGAAUGUGGUCUUCUACUGGUAAGGAUCAAUAAUUUCACAGAAUGCCAAUAGCAGUCAAGAUCAUUCUCUAUGAGAUGGAUCAAGAUACAAACAAGACUUUUGUAUCUUGUCCAUGAACAGACGAAAGCAAGAUGACCGUACAAAUCACAAAAAUACCAAAUACCCCCCUCUCCUGGUUAAUAUCAGUGACUGCUGCUUCUUUACCAAUUGGAGCUUUAGCCUGACCUGAUCUUCUUUUCUUCUAGAUGAGAUUUAUCAAGACAGUCAAAUAUAGAAUUACCCCAUCUUUCUGACAGCAUCCAAUCCAGUGUAAAAUCCCACUUUCCUGAAACCUCCCCCAACUCGCCUAAUAAAAGCCCCAAUUCUAUACUUAGCUCCUCCUUACACUCUCUUAAUGAGAUAUCCCGCUGUUCCCCAUGAUGUGUAUUCUGGUUCAUUUCAAGGCACAAUAAACUCAACUUGUUCAAUUAUAAGUAUGUUUCUGGAGGUCUUUGAUUGGAGGAUGUCGAAAAAAUACACACACACA
Talpa occidentalis (Iberian mole) is the source of this 6539-nucleotide messenger RNA. RefSeq names its product peptidase domain containing associated with muscle regeneration 1 (gene PAMR1). Gene Ontology annotation, biological process: proteolysis. The record is from RefSeq and is a predicted model, not a curated record. NCBI's taxonomy places the organism in Eukaryota, Metazoa, Chordata, Mammalia, Eulipotyphla, Talpidae. The transcript has 11 exons. Gene Ontology annotation, molecular function: serine-type endopeptidase activity. The coding region runs from base 180 to 2342 and encodes 720 amino acids.